GACGCGUGAUGCCCAACCUCAGUAAAAGCGUAACUAGCGAAUUGAAAAAUUAUUCGUUGCGUUUGUUUGGUGUCAAUAAUUCGCGUAUAGGGGAAAAAUAGAUUUCAUAAUUGAUAUAAAAUUUUGACAAUGUAACAAUGUAUAGGUAAUAGAAAUAAAUACGCUCAUAUUUAAAAUUGUGCGUGUUUAACGUGCUCUAAACGAACGAAGAGAAUUAUAAAUUAGUGCCGCCGACAAAGGUUUUGAGAGCUUUAUAUAUGUACAUUGCGUGUAACCUCUUUUAUGGUUAAAUUUAUAAAGAUUAUAAUACUUGGAAAAAAAUGAAGUUCGCGGAACAUUUGUCUGCUCAUAUUACGCCCGAGUGGCGUAAGCAAUACAUUAGUUAUGAGGAAAUGAAAGCAAUGCUUUAUACUGCUGUAGAAGAAGCACCUUCUGCGGAAAGUGUAGAGCCAGAAGUAAUAUCUCGACACUUCGCUUCCUUCGACGAGGUGUUUUUUACAUUCUGUGAUCGCGAAUUAAAAAAAAUUAAUACUUUUUAUUCUGAGAAGUUGGCGGAAGCAACACGUAAAUAUGCAGCUCUACAGAGUGAAUUGAAAAUUGCGCUAGAAUUACAACAUGGCGGAGGCAAAAAUAAAGGGAAAGCAAAUAUUAAACCUCUUUUACCAACGAGGAAAUUGAGAGAAUUGAAACUUGCGUUCUCUGAAUUUUACUUGUCUCUCAUACUUCUCCAGAAUUAUCAAAAUCUCAAUUACACUGGUUUCCGGAAGAUCCUUAAAAAGCACGACAAGUUGUUGUCGGUAGAUAGCGGAUCAAAAUGGAGGGUAGAAUGUGUAGAGACGGCCCAUUUUUAUACAUCAAAAGACAUAGACAAACUUAUACAAGAAACAGAAACUACUGUUACAAACGAUUUAGAAGGUGGGGACAGACAGCGUGCCAUGAAAAGAUUACGUGUACCACCUUUAGGGGAACAUCAGAGUCCGUGGACCACUUUCAAGGUUGGACUGUUUUCUGGUAGUUUUAUUAUCCUGUUCGUAGCAGUUGUACUUUCAGCAAUAUUCCACGAAGGCGGAGAAAACUUAAAAAUCGCAUUUAGAUUAUACCGCGGACCUUUACUUAUUAUAGAAUUUUUAUUUCUCAUUGGUGUGAAUGUUUACGGAUGGCGUUCGUCCGGCGUAAAUCAUGUGUUGAUAUUCGAAUUGGAUCCACGAAAUCAUCUCUCCGAACAACAUCUCAUGGAACUAGCUGCUGUUCUAGGAGUCAUAUGGACCCUUAGUUUAUUAAGUUUUUUAUACAGUGCCAGCUUAAGCAUUCCGCCAUAUGUAAAUCCAUUAGCCUUAGUUUGUAUCAUGUUGACAUUCCUUCUGAAUCCAUUAAAAAUGUUCCGUCACGAGGCCCGGUUUUGGCUGUUGAAAAUCAUCGGGCGAGUUUUAAUAACACCGUUCGCGUAUGUCAAUUUUGCCGAUUUCUGGCUGGCAGAUCAGCUGAACAGCAUGGCUACGGCUUUGUUAGAUUUCCAUUUCUUGACGUGCUUUUAUAUCACUAAUGGAAAUUGGUUAGAAGCUGGCGACACCACGCAAUGUAUGUCUGGUUCCCUGAUCGUCAGACCUAUCGUCAAUUGUCUACCUGCGUGGUUUCGUUUCGCGCAAUGUAUUCGACGAUAUCGCGAUUCUAAAGAAGCAUUCCCGCAUUUGGCCAAUGCUGGGAAAUAUUCGACAACAUUCCUCGUCGUUUUAUCCAACACUCUGUGCGUCUAUCGUGCUGGGGAAUAUUCAAAUCGAUGGGAGAAUCCAUGGUUGUGGCUAUGGAUAAUCUGUUGCUGCGUCAAUUCCGUAUAUUCUCUAACUUGGGAUUUGAAGAUGGACUGGGGUCUUUUAGAUAGUAAUGCUGGUGAAAAUAAAUUUUUACGCGAAGAAGUUGUAUAUUCAGCAGCGGGAUUUUAUUAUUUCGCUAUAAUUGAGGAUUUUACUCUGAGAUUCGCGUGGAUAGCCAGUUUCGUUCUUGUCGAGUGCGGAUAUGUAUCCAGUGAUUUAAUGACAUCCGUAGUGGCACCUCUUGAAGUUUUCAGGAGAUUCGUUUGGAAUUUCUUUCGGUUAGAAAACGAACAUCUAAACAAUUGCGGUAAAUUUCGAGCAGUUCGCGACAUAUCGAUAGCACCGAUCGAAAGUUCCGAUCAGACACAAAUUUUGCGUAUGAUGGACGACGAAAACGGUGUACUUAAUAGAGGUAAACGUAAAAUUGGGGGUAAACGGCAACCUAACCCCAAAGAAGACAAACGUGCGUUGCUGAAAGAAGAAACAAUCGAUAUAGGUAUAUCUAAUGCUAGUUGAGAGUAGUCCAACAAUUUUAAUGCAGUUUCAGUUUGUAAAAAUAAACUGUUUCGAAUCCAUUGCAGUCUUCUUGUAAGAAUCUAUAUUUUGUUACUACUAGUACAAAUCAAACUUUGUAAGUAAUUAAUGUCUUGCCUUUGUAUUUGCCAAAAUUGAAGAUUAUAAAGUCGAAUCCCUUGCAAGUGCCUUCUAUAUCGCUUUUGAAAGAACUCUUCAUUAAACUAUGCGUUUAAUAAUUUAGUACUAUGAUAUAUAUAUAUAUACUACAGAGUCUUCCAUAAAAGUAUUUAGGCACUCAACACAUUACUUACCGCUAACCAAUUAGUUUGAUACUUUUUAAAAACGUAAGUACUUUGAUACUGUUUUCGUUUAUCCUUGAAUAAUAUGCAUGUACAGAGCAAUAGUUGUUACAUUUUAAUUUUUCUAAUUAAUUAGCAUUCAGUUGAAGAGCAGACCGGUAGAAAGAAGUAAAUUAAUCGAUUAGCGAUAGAUUAUAGGUUAAUGACGUAUACAGGGUGUUUCUAUACUGCUGGUACAUAUUUUAAAGAAUCAAGAAUAAUAAAAUUAUAUUUCAAGCUUCUUUUUCGUCUUAUGUUUGCAUGUAAAAUCAUUUAAAAUAUUUACCACUAAACAUCCUAUAAUACCUGUCAAGUUAUAGUCUUCGAUUUUGAAGAAUAAACGAAUGUUUAAUACCUAAAAAGAUGUAUGAAGUGUAACAGAAAAUCAUAGUACAGCCAUAAAUAAUUGUAAGUUAUACGUAGAAACAAAAAUGUCGCUUCAUAGUAUGAAAUAUUCAUUUGUGUAUAUGUAUCUAAAAUUGUAAGGUUUAUGGUUGCUCAUUAUCUCACAGUAUUUACAAAUGUUACUUUCGGAGAAUUGUGAAGUACAGUUAAUCUAGAAAAAUAUACACAAUUUAUACCAUCAUGCUAUUGUGUUUAACCCCUUGGCGUACGAUUCAAUUUAAAAUAAUUUUUCAAACACGUACUAUUUAAUUUUGCUUAUUCGUACAAGAAUAUUUCGAAUGGUCACGAAAAAGAGUGAAUUUGUUUUACGAAUGAUAUAUGAGACUUGAUGACGAGUAGCUUAAUGAUUAUCAAACUCGUAAUUGUAUGACAAGGGGUUAAGAGUUGAGUAUAUGUAUCUACUUUAGAAUAGUGGGGUUAAUUUUACCUAAAAAUUAUUGGACUACAAUGCCUAUAAUAUUAUUUCAUUGUUACUUCUAGUAAACAAACUUUUGUCUUAAUUCAUAAUGCAAAAAAAUCUGUAUUAUUUAACUGAGUAAUAUAUUACAUAAACACUUAAUUUGCUUGCAAAACCAAUUUAGGAAAUCUACGUUAAGGAAUGCAAGUGUUUAUACACAGUAGCUGUAUAGUCGAGUUAAAAUUCAGUACUAAGUACUUAACAUUGUCUUCGUUUUAGCAUUUUUGUAAAAGUAUU
This is a messenger RNA of Colletes gigas, 3764 nucleotides long. RefSeq names its product xenotropic and polytropic retrovirus receptor 1 homolog. The record is from RefSeq and is a predicted model, not a curated record. Gene Ontology annotation, biological process: phosphate ion transport; cellular response to phosphate starvation. Lineage: Eukaryota; Metazoa; Arthropoda; Insecta; Hymenoptera; Colletidae. Gene Ontology annotation, molecular function: inositol hexakisphosphate binding. The transcript has 10 exons. The coding region runs from base 321 to 2327 and encodes 668 amino acids. Gene Ontology annotation, cellular component: cytoplasm; Golgi apparatus; plasma membrane.